CAGGAAAUGAAGCAGUGACGUCAGUGACUUCCUGUCUGCUCCUCCUCCAGCUCAGCUGAUGGACACUCAGAAGGAAGCUCUGAGCAGGAUCAUUGGCACGUUGACCAAUAAGAAUGAAGAGCUCCAAAACUUCCUGGAAACACUUGACAACACACGGACAGGCCUGCAGGAAGAGUCACGUAAGGUGAUGUCAGAGCUGGAGACGGAGCUGGAAAAGUUAAGCUCUGCCCUGGAAGAGAGAGGGGCGUGGCUUCGCAGUGUCAUUGAAGAGGAGAAGCAGAGGAAAGAUGCGGAGCUUCAGAAGCAGCUCUCGGCGGGAACAUUCGCUCUGCAGUCGUGUGAAGAAUUACUCGAAUUUGCAAAUCAAACACUGACCAUCACCAGCGAAGAAGAAUUCCUUAAGGCUGCAAAACAAAUCAAAGAAAGGGUAACCAUGGCUCCAGCGUUCCGGCUGACAACUCGUCCAGCGGUAUCGGAGAACAUGUCACAGUUUACUGUGGACUUCAGCACAGAGAGGGCUGGACUUCAACGACUUCACUUCCUGCCUGUACCCAGAGCUCCAGAGAUCGAUGUCUCCAGCUGUGUCGUCCGUGACAACGCCAUCACGGUUGUCUGGCGACCAGCUGGUGAGGCUGAAGGCGAUGGUGAUGGCGUCAGUGGACGAAUUGAAUGCUAUGAAGUGGAAUACCAAAAAACAAACCGUGACAGCUCAUUGAGACCCACAGGAGAACCAUGCUGGGAAAAAGUCCAUGACAUCAGAGAGACGCAUGUCACUAUUGCAGGUCUGAAGUUUGACUCGCGGUUCGUUGUCGUUCGAGUUCGAGCAAGAAACAAAGCAGCUGCUGGCGAGUUUUCUGAGCCGGUUGCCAUGGAAACCAGAGCAUAUAACUUUGGCUUUGAUGUGGCGACGGCUCACGCUGAGCUGAAGGUUCAGGGUGACACUGUGACUUGGGAACCACAAGGGGUCAAAGGUCACGACCCUCGACUCAGAGGAAAAGAGAAUAAAAGCAGCAGUAGAAGUGCCACGCCUUCGCCCAGUAAGAUGGCUGGAGGUCGAGCAGGACGUGAACGUUUUGCUGGAGAGUCAUACACAGUGUUGGGUGACCAGGAGAUGACUGGUGGCUGUCACUACUGGGAGCUUUGCCCCCUCACAGAUUGGAAAUCGUUCAGUGUGGGUGUGGCCUACCGGGCCAGCCUUGGCCGUUUUGACCAAUUAGGGAAAAGUGCUGGAUCAUGGUGUCUCCACGCCAGUCAAUGGCUGCAGAGGUCACUUGCUGCAAAGCACAACAACCGAGCAAAGGCUCUUGAUUGGCCGCUGCCUCAGAGAAUUGGAAUUUACUGUAAUUAUGACAAUGGUGAUUUGUCCUUUGUUGAUGUGGGUCGUCUUUGUCUUCUUCACUCCUUCAAAACAAAGUUCAGCCAGCCGCUUGUUCCUGCUUUCACCGUUUGGUGUGGUGGAAUCGUCAUAACAACUGGCCUACAGGUGCCGAGCUUCAUGGGUAAUUUCCUGUCCACUAGUCGGAGCCUCAGUAACCUGACGCAGUAGCUCAACCUCAUCCAAUCAUCUGUUUUCAUUUUGUUGUUAUUUGUUAUAACUUCUUUUUUGUAUAUAUUUUAUUCAUUAAUUUAAUAAUUAUUACAUUUUAAACAGAAAUUUGUCAUGAAUUGAAAAUAUAAAAUAAAUGUUAUCAUAUUUAAUUAAAUGUACUCUAUUGAUUAUAGUUUAAGUUUGAGUGCUCUUAAUUUGAAGAUGCACUGAAGUUGUCUGUGAGCCAGUUCUUAUUUUGACAGAUUUUGUGUAAUAGGAAAAGAAAGUAGGGUUUGCAGAUGUCGAUUGUUGUGUGCAACAGUGUUUAACUUGAGCUCUUAUUUUACAAUAUAUUGUUUUUACUGAUGUGUGGAUUUGUGUGUGCAUGUUUGACAUCUGAUG
Epinephelus fuscoguttatus (brown-marbled grouper) is the source of this 1930-nucleotide messenger RNA. RefSeq names its product fibronectin type III and SPRY domain containing 1-like (gene fsd1l). Gene Ontology annotation, molecular function: protein binding. Bases 59 to 1546 code for a protein of 495 amino acids. The record is from RefSeq and is a predicted model, not a curated record. NCBI's taxonomy places the organism in Eukaryota, Metazoa, Chordata, Actinopteri, Perciformes, Serranidae. The transcript has 13 exons.